AUUCACCUCUCUUGCCCCUCCAGCGGGGCAGGAUGUCAAUCGCGCAUCAAACAGCCACGUACCAACCGCAGAGUAGUCGACAACAAGCGUUAAUCCAGAGGCACUUUACAUUACUCCAAGCGUGUAAGGGACUAUCGAUAAUCGCAGCUAUCCUUGGAAGGUCUUAUUACGAACAUCAACAAAGACGGAAAAUGGCAGCGAGCGUACCUAGCAGGUCCCAUCUUAACCUAGAAAAAAUCAGCGAUCCUCUAACCGAAAACUUACUGGCCAAGCUGGCUUCAUGGUGUGAGACUGCCAAUUUUGCUCAAGAAGGAGAAAACUUGGAAAAAUGUGUUGAUGGGAAACUUGCGAGCGUUUGUCGGCAGCUACUCGAUACGCUGGACCUUGAAGGAAAGGUAUGAAAUUUCUUACAUUGUAUUAAACAAAUCUGACUUAGCAAGAUAAAAAAUCGUCGCUGGGGCUAUACAGUACUACGAACCGGACCUGGUCCAGCUCGGUUUCACAACACAGCCGGCCCAGCGUACCUUCUUCCCAUUCGCAUAAU
Messenger RNA from Aspergillus uvarum CBS 121591, 544 nucleotides. RefSeq lists its product as uncharacterized. The record is from RefSeq and is a predicted model, not a curated record. The transcript has a single exon. The coding region runs from base 33 to 401 and encodes 122 amino acids. NCBI's taxonomy places the organism in Eukaryota, Fungi, Ascomycota, Eurotiomycetes, Eurotiales, Aspergillaceae.